AUGCAUCUCAACAAUUCCUAUGUAAAAAUGACCAAGAAGGGCAAGGUCAUGAAGGUGGUCAAGGAGCGCUACCUUCGCGAUGACAUAUGGAGCGGAUCACCCUUGGAUGCGGAGUGCGACCCCGCCUCGCACAAGCUUAGCGGCACCGCCCCCCACUACUUACUCAUCGACACGAAUGUCGCUCUUCAUCAGCUGGACUUUUUGGAGCAUGCGGCGGUGACGGACGUGAUUGUAUGCACCACCGUGCUCGAGGAGGUACAGCACAAGAACACGUCAGCGUAUCAGCGGCUGCGAGCCGCAUGUGCCGCCCCGGCUAAGCGCUUCUACGUCUUCGCUAACGAGCACCACAAGGAUACGCAUGUGACGGCGGCGGAGGGCGAGUCGCCCAAUGACCGCAACGACCGAGCUCUGCGAGUGGCUACCAAGUGGUAUGCGGAGAGGAUUCCGCAGGACAAGGUGCCGGUCAUUCUGUUGACCAAUGAUGUGGCAAACCGCGCCGCCGCGCUGGCGGAUGGGCUUCGCGCCAUGAGCGUCAUGACGUACUGCCGUACACUUCGGCAAGACGCCAAGGAGCUGCAGGUAAGAGAGGUGCUCGUGGUCCGCGCUGCCAAGCGCACGAAGCUGUACAGCGAGCACCUGUCGUACAGCGAACUGAUGGCGGGCAUUAAGUCGGGUCGGUUCCACCAGGGCGCUCUGCGAGUGAGUCGCUUCAACUCGUUCGAGGGCUGGCUGGCCAGCGAAAGCGUGGGCGAGGACAUCCUCAUCAACGGCCGCGUGGAUAUGAACCGAGCCAUAGACGGCGAUGUGGUGGCGGUGGAGCUGCUCCCCGAGAGCCAGUGGAAGGCUCCCAGUGCCAAGCUGCCGGGGGGAGCAGGCGCCAAGAAGUCGGCGGGGGAGGGGACCGCGGCAGCUGCGGAGGACGAGGGCGACUCAGAGGAGGAGCAGGGGCUGGAAGAGGUUGCGCCGGGCGAGCACUUCAACGACUCGGCUGGGACCGGGCGACGACCCACGGGUCGCGUGGUGGGCAUCAUCAAACGCAAUUGGCGCACUCGGGGGUAUUGCGGCAGCCUCAAACCGCAGCGGGUGCGCUCCGGCGGUGCCGCCAACGUGCUGUUCGUACCGGUGGAGCGGCGCUACCCGAUGAUACGCAUUCAGACCCGCCAAGCCGACACUCUUAUGGACAAGCGCAUCGUGGUGGUGAUUGACGGCUGGGACGCGGACAGCGCCUACCCUCGCGGUCACUACGUGCUCCUGAUCGAGAACGACAUCAACACCAACCCCUUCACGCCUGCCGUACACGACUGCGUCCCGCCGCUGCCCUGGUCUGUCUCCCCAGCUGACCUAGCCGACCCGAACCGUGCCGACCUGCGGCAUCUGGUAGUGGCCUCCGUCGACCCCCCAGGCUGUAAGGAUAUUGAUGACGCGCUGCAUCCCGCCACCGCCAUGGACCUGGAGGCGGCUCAGAGGGCCACCACCGUGUACCUGGUGCAGCGGCGGAUCGACAUGCUGCCCAAGCCGCUCACGGAGGACAUCUGUAGCUUGAGGUGCAACGUGGAGCGCCUGGCUUUCUCCGUGUUGUGGGAGGUGGACGAGGAGGCGAACAUCCUCAACACCACCUUCAUGAAGUCGGUCAUCUCCUCCCGCGCCUCCCUCACCUACGCCGAGGCACAGAGCCGCAUUGACGAUCCAGCCAUGAACGACGACCUCACCGUCAGCCUGCGCACCAUGAACAAGCUGGCCAAGAUUCUGAGAGCUCGGCGAGCGGCCGCGGGUGCCCUUCAGCUGGCCUCCCCUGAGGUGAAGUUCACGAUCGACACAGAGACGCACGACCCGCUGGAUGUGGGCAUGUACCAGGUUCGCGAAACCAACCAGAUGGUCGAGGAGAUGAUGCUGUUGGCAAAUGUGGCUGUGGCGGAGAAGAUCCUGCGCCACUUCCCCUCAUGCUCGCUGCUCCGACGCCACCAGACACCGCCACCCAGGCAGUUUGAGCCCAUCCUGAAGGCCGCCGCCGCGGCGGGCUUCUCCAUUGACAUAUCGUCCUCCUCCGCGCUGGCGGCCUCCCUGGACGGGGCGGUACGGGAGGAUGAUCCGUAUUUUAACAAACUAGUGCGUAUCAUGACGACGCGUUGUAUGACGCAAGCCCAGUACUUCGGCAGCGGUGACCUGGCUCCCUCCGAGUACCACCACUACGGCCUGGCCUCCGCCCUGUACACGCACUUCACCUCCCCCAUCCGCCGCUAUGCGGAUGUGGUGGUGCACCGGCUGCUGGGAGCCGCCAUCGGCCUGGAGCCCCUGCCGGACAGCGCCAGGGACAAGGAUGCCCUCCGUGACUGCUCCGAUAACCUGAACAAGCGCCAUCGCAACGCCCAAAUGGCGGGUCGCGCGUCUGUGGAACUGCACACGCUCAUCUUUUUCAAGAACCGCAGCGUGGUGGCGGAUGCGCGAAUCACAAAAGUCAAGGCCAACGGCUUGGUCGUGUUCGUACCAAAGUACGGCAUCGAGGGGCCGGUGUACCUGACCGCCCGCGACAAGAACAACGCCACUUUGGCCUCAACUUCCGAGGCCGCCGCCGCUGCUGGGGAGCGACUCCUGGGUCAUCCAUCGGCGCGGCCGCAGCAACAGUUCCUGCUGGACGAGGAGGCACAGACGGUCACUUCAGCGGAUGGUUCGGUGCGUUUUGCGCUGUUUGACAAGUGCGCGGUUCGAAUCUCGGUGGAGGAGGGAGUUGCGCACAGGAGAACGCUGGUUCUGAGUCUGGUGGAUCGAAGCGAGCUGCCGGAGAGCGAGCGAAUGGGCUGA
Volvox carteri f. nagariensis is the source of this 2799-nucleotide messenger RNA. RefSeq lists its product as uncharacterized. The coding region runs from base 1 to 2799 and encodes 932 amino acids. Gene Ontology annotation, biological process: rRNA catabolic process. Gene Ontology annotation, molecular function: endonuclease activity; RNA binding; 3'-5'-RNA exonuclease activity. The record is from RefSeq and is a predicted model, not a curated record. Lineage: Eukaryota; Viridiplantae; Chlorophyta; Chlorophyceae; Chlamydomonadales; Volvocaceae. Gene Ontology annotation, cellular component: nuclear exosome (RNase complex); cytoplasmic exosome (RNase complex). The transcript has 20 exons.